Clonostachys rhizophaga is the source of this 1989-nucleotide messenger RNA. NCBI's taxonomy places the organism in Eukaryota, Fungi, Ascomycota, Sordariomycetes, Hypocreales, Bionectriaceae. The record is from the annotation of a GenBank genome assembly.
AUGGACGCCACAGAUCAACUCUCCGUUGCCGCCCGGCAUAUCCAAAACCAUAGUGAGGCUUCUUCAUUAGAGCCUCACUGGGGAUAUGCUGACCGUGUCGUUCCGUGCACCAACGAUGCCGGCUCCUGCGAGUACCUAGACAAUGUGUACUGGUCCCACGACGUCGGCAUGAUCUACAUGGGGAUCUUAUGGUGCACCAUCGGCGGCAUCCUGCUUGUGUGGGCUAUCGGCCGGCACCUGUUUCCCGAGAAGAGGGCCGACCAGCAACUUGGCACUGUUGUCGAUAGCCAGGAAAGCUCCGUCGAGGCUCCCCGUCACGGCUUAGCCCGCCUAAGGCAGUCUUUUGAUGCAUAUCGCCGUGCCUACUUACUGCCAGAAUCCGUCAGAUCGAUCUUCGGACCAACCACCCGUCUCCAGGUUCUGAUUCUAGCUGUUCUCUCAGGCUAUAUCAUCAUCUGGACUUUUGUUGGAAUUACUUACAAGAAAUGGAUAACUCCCGUGAAGAACUCGCCCGGCCUGUUCAACAUUCGUUCCGGCCUGGGGCCAUUCUCCGACCGCAUCGGUGUGAUCGCCUACGCUCUGACCCCCCUCUCCGUCAUGCUUUCCAGUAGGGAAUCUAUUCUAUCUCUCCUCACAGGAGUCCCCUACCAGAAUUUCAACUUCCUGCACCGCUGGCUAGGGUACAUUAUUGUUAUCCAGGGCUCGGUCCACACCAUCGGCUGGUGCGUUGUCGAGAUCCGCCUCUACCAGCCCCAGCCCUCCACCGCCAUCACUUGGAUCCAGCAGCUGUACAUGAUCUGGGGCGUCGUCGCCAUGAUCCUCUUGCUCCUUCUUUUCCUCCUGAGCACCAAGUGGGGUAUCCGACUCACAGGUUACGAGACUUUCCGCAAGCUGCAUUACAUCUUGGCUAUGGUAUACAUCGGCGCCUGCUGGGGUCACUGGAAGCAGCUGGAAUGCUUCAUGAUUCCCUCACUAGCCAUCUGGCUGCUGGACCGCGCCAUCAGACUCAUCCGAUCAGCUCUAAUCCACUAUCAAUUCCUCCCAGAUGGGUCCAUGGGUUUCAGAGCGGCACCAGCAGCCAUUGUCCACUUUCCCGAUCACGACUCCGGUGACGUUGUCAGACUAGAUUUCCGGCAUUCUCAGGAGGCCUGGAAUGUGGGACAGCACUUUUACCUGUGCUUUACAGAGGGUAGCAUCUGGCAGGCACACCCGUUUACACCCUUAAGUUACCCGAUCGUCGAGAACGGAACGGUGCUGCACUCUUAUAUCUUCCGAGCGAAGAGUGGCGAGACCAAGAAGAUUGCGGCUCUCGCUGCCACCAAGCUCAACGAGAACGAGCUUGCCACAACCCCCGUCAUUCUUCAAGGCCCAUAUGGAGAAUCCCUCAUGGAGAACCUAACUCCUGACGUCAACGUCCUCUGCGUCGCUGGCGGGACCGGUAUCACCUACGUCCUUCCUGUUCUGCUCGGCCUGAUACAGACCGCUCCCGUCACCAAUCGCUGUGUCGAGCUGAUAUGGGCUGUACGGAAGGAAAAGGACAUGAAGUGGAUUGAACAGGAGCUACAGAUCCUCCGAGCAGCAGUAACAAGUCACCAACUCAAGCUUCGCGUUUUUGUCACCCGAGAGGAAGGUCCUGCGCCACCGGUACGGACUGAGAAGGCCAAGGAAGUGACUGAGGAGUCUAAGGAAGUGGGUUCGUCGGCAUCCUCUUCUGUGUCAAGAGAACGAAGUACGCCUGCGGCGCGGGAGAUUGACGUGCGACACCCUUGUCACGACAGCCAGAAUUCACAUCCAGACUUGAAGCAAAUAGUCACCCGGUUUGUUGAUGGCACAGUUCGUGGCCCUACCACGGUCUAUGCUAGUGGGCCUGCCGCCAUGAUCAGUGAUCUGCGUAGCAUUGUCGCUGCUUGCAACUCUGGAGCUCGGGUGUGGAAGGGGGAGAGCCGAUACGAUGUCAGCUUGAUGGCUGAUGAUCGCUUGGAAUGGUAG